Molecule: messenger RNA, 1701 nt
Organism: Letharia lupina
Lineage: Eukaryota; Fungi; Ascomycota; Lecanoromycetes; Lecanorales; Parmeliaceae
Exons: 4
Coding region: 1-1701 (566 amino acids)
Biological process (GO): transmembrane transport
Molecular function (GO): transmembrane transporter activity
Source: RefSeq, a predicted model, not a curated record
AUGACACCCUCCGCACGCAAUCCAAAUGACGGUGUAAUUGCCAUUAUCGAGGAAAAAACUCAGUCCUCAGAAUCGAAACAUGGAGAUUUUGCUGCCGAAUCAGUAGCUCCACAGGAGCUAGACGGGCAUGUCAUUGACAGCGAGGCAGUCCCACCUGCGGAAGAUGCAUCUGCCGAGAGAGCCACUGAGGACCUCGAAGCUCUGCAUCAAGCACCCUCGGGACCAGCAUACUCCGUUUUCAGCCAUCGCCAGAGGACAUUCAUAGUCUUCAUGGUGGCCUGUGCAGGCUUCUUCUCUCCAUUAUCGGCCAAUAUAUACUUUCCGGCUCUUAACGCUUUAUCGCGAGACCUCAAAGUCUCAAAUGAGCUCAUCAAUCUGACCUUGACGUCUUAUAUGAUCUUUCAGGGGCUGGCGCCUACGGUGUUUGGGGACUUGGCCGAUAUGACUGGCAGAAGACCCGCAUAUGUAAUAGGGUUCAUUAUAUACAUUGGCGCAAAUAUUGGGCUUGCUUUGCAGAACAAUUACGCCGCUUUGCUUGUAUUACGGUGCUUGCAGAGCACUGGUAGCAGUGGAACUGUGGCACUAGGCAAUGGGGUUGUCGCAGACGUUUCUUCGAGUGGGGAGAGGGGCAAGUUUAUGGGAAUCGCUCAAUUCGGCCCUAUGGCGGCGCCAGCUUUAGCCCCGGUCAUUGGUGGAAUCCUGACCCAAUUCCUAGGCUGGAGGUGGCUUUUCUGGUUCUUGACGAUCUUAGCUGUCGUUUACUUGAUUCCUCUUCUCAUUACUUUUCCGGAGACUGGUCGAAAUGUCGUCGGCAAUGGCUCAAUUCCGCCUCCAGGGUGGAACAUGUCUUUGCUCAACUACCUGAAAACUCGCAAGAUUGAGCAUAACGAUGCUCUGAAUCGGACCGUCUCGCGUCAAGAAAUGAAAGCAGCGCAGGCGGAGCUCGCUAGAAAGAGAAAGCUCCGGUGGCCCAACCCCUUGAAGACUAUUUAUAUAAUUUUGGAGAAAGACGUUGGUCUGCUGUUGUUAUAUAAUUCUUUGGUUUACACAGCGUUCUACGACGUAACCGCCAGCUUGCCUAGUCAAUUUGCCGAAAUCUACGGAUUUAACGAGUUGCAAAUCGGAGCAUCUAUACUUUUUGGCCGCCUUAUGGACAUGAAUUACAAGCGAGUAGCCAAAAGUGCUGGCUUCCGUAUUGACAUCAAAAGGGGCGACGACAUGCGGAAUUUUCCUCUCGAAAAGGCACGUAUCCAGGUGUUUAUAAUCCCCCUUUAUUUUGGUAUCGCAGCGAUUUUGUGCUGGGGAUGGGUUCUCGAGCGGAAUGCGCCCCUAGCCGCUCCACUAGUCCUAUCGUUCAUCAUUGGUUUGUGUCUGACUGGAUCAUUCAACGUCAUGAGUACAAUGUUAGUCGAUUUAUACCCAUUGAGCCCCGCGACGGCUACGGCAGCAAACAAUUUGGUACGGUGUUUGAUGGGCGCUGCUGGUACUGCUGUUAUCAUCCAAAUGAUUAACCGUAUGGGAAGAGGGUGGUGCUUUACUUUCAUUGCUGCGAUAAUUUUCUUCACCAGUCCUUUGUUGUGGGCUGAGCUGAAGUGGGGACCUAAGUGGAGAGAGCAAAGAAGGGUGAGGGUGGAGAAGCUAGAGGAAGAGAAGGAGGCAAGAAAGGCAGAAACUGAGAUUGGUCAGGAAGAUGUCAUUUAA